UGCUAGUAAUUGUAAUGAAUAGCAAUUAAAAGAGUGAUAGUGAGUGGGUAAUUGGUAGUACACGGUUUGCAUUAGUUUGAUCUCCGGGUUCAAACAGAUGUUUCUCCGAUAGAAACGAAUAUAAGAUUUCGCUUGAAUUACUCCUACUCCAGCUUUAUUUUGUGAAUAUCAAACAUUGGUAUGACGAUUGUGCGAUGCAAUUCAGUAACAACCUAUCAUUGUGCGAUAAUCAGGUACCACAGGGCACACCGAUAAAGAGAGAAAAGCAAAUCUAUGAACGUACGAAUACAUGCAUGUAUUUCUUAAUGACAGAACUGUACAUAUAGUGAUAAUGUGAGAAAUAGUGAAAAGAAAGAGGAAAAGACAACACCAACCUCGGAGCAAGAAGGGAUAGCACCAAGGGCUUCGUCAUCUCCUUUUCCCACUGCAUCGUUUUCCUUGUUGAACAGUGCUUUUCACCGUGCGGGAGAUAGCCGACAGAAGUAUUCCAAGCUUUGCUGGAGUUAGAAGUGCUUCUCAACAGCGAUUUUGAUUGUUGAUUUUUGUGAUAAACUAGUGUGUUAAGCAAUACGCAUUGCCGAGCAUUUUACCGUAUCUUCAGCGAUUGUUGUCGACAUCUUGCAGUGCAGCUGGACUACAAUAAUACUAAAUGCAUCGAUUCGAACUUGGUUGUUGCUACUAACGUAGGCCUAUUGACUAAAUCAUAUUUCAACUGACACAGGAACGCUAAGCAGCAAUCAUGCUAUUCGUUUUUCACGUUGAAACCGGUCGAAUGCUGACCUUCGAGAUGGGCCGUGCGAUGGGAGAAGCACGUUGCCUAAAACAAGCCAUCCAUCGGGAACACGGCCUCCCGUACGAAAGCAUUGUGCUGCUGAUCAGUGGGGGCGAACUGUUACGAGAUUCUAGCCGCGUGUGCAAUUUCUCCUGUGGCACAGACACGAACCCAAUCUACAUGUUCAGUACCAGCCCGUCGGAUUCCAAGGAUCAGCCUCAUCAACCCUGGCCGAGUAUAGAAUCAGACAACGAACUGAAGGCUCAGGUGGAUAGAUGCCUGGAUCUGCCAGCCGAAUACAACACGGUUGUGAGACGAGCCCAACUCGCACAUAAGUUUAACGAGAUGGCAAAGGAGGAAGUGAAGAUCUGUGUGCAACUGGUUUACGAGCAGCAUCUGCAGCAGCAAGGAUGGGCUGCUAUCGUGGCCAACAUGGAAGACGUUGUGGCGGAGUUUCAAGAACGGUUCGCUGUUUUCGAGCGAAGCUACGAAGAGCACAAGGAACAGUACAGUGAACAGGGCGAUUUUUUACCUUCAUUUGGCGAUGUCCUAGAAAAGCUCGCCGAUAUUCCGAUUCUGUCGACAUUGAUGAAGAAUGCAGACUCGCGUCCAUUUGGUGCGUUCGAUGAACUGUGUGCAUCCGCUGGCAAACUGAACAUGUCGACCGGAAGCAAUAAUUCGAGCAAAAAUGAAGCAACGAGCACUAGCGUUGGUAGUGGUGGCGCUGCCCCAGUGCCAGAAGCAUCAGCGAGUGCUGGAUGUAGUGAACAAACUUCAGAAUCGGCGGAAGGAGCUGCGGCGGAUGUCAAAGAAUCGGUUUUAUCCGAAAACGACAAAGUAAAGUGUAUCUCCUUGCUAGAUUGGCUCUCGGCGUCUGAAGGACAGAAAACUAUAAAGCGUAUCGCGCAGGAAUGUCAUCAUAGCUUGGAUCAACUCGAAAAAUUUACCAUGCCUGCGCUAAGAGAAAACGUCAAAAAGGCAGUCGAAUUAUCUCAAAGGGAAGAUAUGAAGGAAAUUAAAGGUCUCGGGCAGCGGCUAGGCGGACUUGACCAAUUGAUGGUUGAAGUGAAGCAGUACGAAAGAGAACAAGCUGUCUUGGCUCAAUCGUUUCAGCAAAAUCAGAUCCGAGCGGGUAGUCUGGGAGACAUAUCAAUUCUACCGGAUUUAUGUGCUACCCAUCGUAGUCAGCUAGUGGUACUGUUACAGAAUCAGAGAAAUUUGCGCGAUAUUCGUCGUCGCUGUACGAAAGCGAAGGAUGAAUUGUGUGCCAACUUAGUUCAACGGCUUCGCAGAUACAUUAUGCACGUGGAAACUAAAGUGUUCGAGCUAGACAACAGUUUGCUGUUCUACCACUCCUGUCUGAAGCGACUGCAAAGAUAUCUGGGGAUUAUUGAACAAAUUCAAAUAGCACCUUGCUUGUACGUUAGUGCUGUUACGGAAGUGGUUCGUCGAAGGAUGUUCUCUGGUUCUUUCCUAAAAUGGGCUUCGGAUUUAGCGAGCCGUCUAAUGACAAUACACAAUGAUGAAGUUGUGCGGCGACAUAACUUUACCACACAGUUCGAGGGCCACUUUUUGAACACACUUUUCCCCGGUCUGGAGGACAUGCCACCACAAUAUGCAAUUCCGGCGCCGUCAGUUUUUGAUUCUAGUCUACCGAGUUUGGACAAGCAAGACCUUGAAGAACUUUCACGUUUCCUACCUGAGCUCACGGAGAAGAUCCAGUUACCAAAUCUAGAUUCUGUGAUAGAUUUUUUUUCAUCUAGAUCAGUAGAGCCUAAUCAGAGCAAAACCAGUGAGCUAAAGUCGGGGGAAAACGUGGGACAAACUGAAAGUGAAAAUGCGCUCGGCUCAGAAAGUGCAACAGCACAUCAACAGACGAAAGAUGGUGGUGAAUCGGAAACCGAUACUGAAGAGUUUGAAGAUGUGGGACCAAGUACGACGGAUCGUCGUCAUCGUGGCCGCGUGAAGGUGGAGUCCUGCAGUAUGGCAACCUCUACUGAACAAGUGCAGCAAGCGUGCGCCGAAACAUUGACAGAGGAAAAUCUCGGCACCACACGUAUCGAGGUGGAGAAGUUGAGCGGUAUUUUGCGGAACAUGGACCAGCUCUCACAGUCGUCGAUCGCAUUCUUGCGCGAGCAGUUAGCCGCACUCAAGGCAGAGAACGUGGCGAGCAAGGCCGAGUUUCGAAACCAGCUGGAAUCCAUCAACAAAUCCUGGUCUGCGAUACAGGACGAGUGUCGAAACCGAGAACGCGAAAUGAUUCAACAGCUCACCGUUGACCACGAGCUGGAGAUGAACGAUCUUAAAAAAAGUAUCCAUCAAAAGGACGACGAGAUUCAAUCGCUUCGAUCGGACAACACCACGAUGAAGGCGAGCCUGAUUGAAACGGUGUCCAAGUAUGAGAGCGAGGAAAAGGAGCUGAACGAUAAGAUCGAUGAAAUGAAGGAAGAGAUCCGCAAAUUGACAAAUCAAGUUGAAGAUGCGCAGGUCGAUCAAAAGAAGGCAAUUCAGGAGGCGGUUGACCAGCUUGAGCACAAGCACAAAAACGAUAUUGAAUCGCUACGUUGUCGAUACAAGUUAAUGACAAGUAUGGAUCGUUCCCCGUCUGACACAAGCCUGGAGAAGAUUGAAAGGCCCGAUGUGAUCGACAUUGCCAGCCACGAGCAGUUGAUGGCUCAGGUGAGGGAAGAUUUCAACGAUGAGAAGGAACUCGCAAUUAAAACUGCCGUAGAUCAGGAGCGACAGCGAUGGGAAGCCACACUGAAGAUCCAGGAGCAGCGUUCGAUGGCUAGUAGUUCGCCGGGGGUAUCUUCUGGUAGCCAUGAAUGCUACAAAAGAAUUCUCGAGGAGAAAGAGCGUCAGCUGGAUGAGCUGCGCGAAAAAGAAGCUCUUUUAGUUAGGGAGAAUCAACGGUGCAAAGAAACGAUUCAAUUAUUGUCGGAACUGGAAGUGUCUGCCGGUCAGGUCAAUAUGAAGUAUCGAAUCGAUGAUUUGGAGCUCGAGAAGGAAAACUUGAAGAAAGAAUUGGAUAAACUUCAGAACAAAGUUGGAGCAAUAUCAAUUCAGACUUGUGCAAAGGGGGAUGCUGUGUUAAUCGUUUACAAUGCUACCUAUGAGCAAUAUACUAUAGUGCAGAACGCGCCGUGCUUGUAUUUCCUUCACGCAGAAAGCUAUCAAGCGUUAAAUCUUCCACCACUCGAGCCGGGCAUGGUGCCAAAGAUUCUACACACUAUGGGUAUAGUAGUGAAUAAAGACUACUGUCAUGCACGCAAGGAUAAAAAUCGAUACAAGGUAUCACAGGGAACCCGUUUCUAUCGAGUGUCGGUGAAGGCAUUGCCAAGCAGCAGUGGCAGCGUGAGUAGUACCUCUGCCAGCAGCAGUGCAUCGAAGAGUUUCGAUAACGAUAAGUCAUCAAAGAAGAGCAAAGAUAAAAUGUCAGAAUCAAGUCGAACUUCUUCAACACUAACCAAUCAGAGCGCCUCCGGUCAUCUCAUCGAUUCGUUCGCACAAACAGAACAUAUGGCCUCAUCGGUGACCGAGGGCACACUGAUUCUUACCAGUACAAGUCAAGAUAUGACCGACUCCGGCGUUGCUGAGCAACAGAAGAGUUAUAAGGAGCGCACGACCAGUGCAACGGACGAGGAGGACAUCACAUACAGCAGAAUCACAAGUUCCUGUGCGGAUGAAAGUGAUUUACAAUGUCGGCUCCGCAAUCAAAGCGUGUGUGAAGAAGUUCAGGAAGAUUUGAUUGAUUCACCGCAACAGGAAACAAUCACUAGCAGCACUACGGCCCGGCUGCCAGGUACAACACCAUCGCACAGUCUUGGUUCGUCUGCGUCGGCACCGAUCGAGUCAGUGGGUGGUGGUGAUGGGGUCGACAUGGUCGAUGGCGCCGUUUCCACCGUGCUCCUUAGUACCAGCACCGGUAGUAUUGAGGUUGACACCAGCAACCUAGCCGCCGACGAAAUCACCAAAAUCACCGUAGAUGGUAGCGGCACGCUAGUAGCGCCCUCGAGCUACCCCCAGUCAGAUGAUGUAAGCGAUUCGGCCGACUCGGAGUAUCGUUCGCUCGAGAAUAAGGACGAUGACAGCGAUGCGCUAAACUGUGGUCUCGAGAAUGAACACUUUUGAGGACAGGACACUGUGUUUGAUUAGCUCGUUGCUGAUUUAUUGCCGCGCUUUGGAGCGGUGAAACAUUUCCGAAGAAGUGAUACACAUGCUAACACAACUAGAUUUGUAAUUAAUUAUUGUUGCACAAUAUCACACCGUAUUUUUUUUCGCUUCGACUUUAUUUUUGAACUAAUGGGUGAGUUACUUUCAUUCGAUAAAUAAUGAUAACACGUGUGAAGUGUUGACAAUUUGAUUUGUGGAGUGGCUUCAGCAUCCGGAAGGAUGAACAACUCGGGGGAAACAAUUUGAAUAUUGUCUAACCGUGGUGUCAAAAACGAAACGUCCUUUUUUUCGCUGUAAAUCCAAACCAGUGAUCAUCAUAGUAUAUAAUCAACGUAUUUUUCUUUGAUUUCACAAAUAACAUUC
Molecule: messenger RNA, 5308 nt
Organism: Toxorhynchites rutilus septentrionalis
Lineage: Eukaryota; Metazoa; Arthropoda; Insecta; Diptera; Culicidae
Gene: Atg17
Product: RB1-inducible coiled-coil protein 1
Exons: 14
Coding region: 740-4903 (1387 amino acids)
Biological process (GO): autophagy of mitochondrion; piecemeal microautophagy of the nucleus; positive regulation of protein phosphorylation
Cellular component (GO): Atg1/ULK1 kinase complex; phagophore assembly site membrane; extrinsic component of membrane
Molecular function (GO): protein kinase binding; molecular adaptor activity
Source: RefSeq, a predicted model, not a curated record